Cucurbita pepo subsp. pepo (vegetable marrow) is the source of this 889-nucleotide messenger RNA. The record is from RefSeq and is a predicted model, not a curated record. Lineage: Eukaryota; Viridiplantae; Streptophyta; Magnoliopsida; Cucurbitales; Cucurbitaceae.
AAAAAGCUUUCAAUGGCUUUGGCACAGUCAAUCGCCUCUCUUCCUCCUGCGAUAUCCCUCCUCUCCCCCGCGCGCUACCUUCUCUCGACGGAAACUAAUUGAAGAUUAGCUGAGAAGAAGUCUACAUUGAGAAAUUUGGAUUGGGAUAGUUUAGAAUUCGAACUACCGAAUAUAUAUCCGGGCUGAGAAGUUUGACAUAUGGAAGAUCUCCAUUCUGUUAGUAGCCCUAGAAGAAUACUCAGUCUGUCAAAGAAACGAACUUUGAUCUCCUUGGACAGAGAUGACAAAGCGCCUGGGUUUGGGCUAUCGGGAGAACAUGGCCCCAAACCUUCAGAAGUUUACGGGUUUGUGGGUUCCAUCACAACAGUGGUUGCUACAGUUGUAUACUUGAUCUGGGCAUAUGUUCCAGACUCUUGGCUGCAUUCCGUUGGAAUCUUCUACUAUCCUAGCAGGUAUUGGGCACUGGCGGUGCCUGCCUAUGUCAUGGUUUCUAUAGCAUUAGCAUGGCUAUUUUACAUUGGUCUCAACUUUAUGUCCACUCCACCGCCAACUUCCUUCAAUAUAAUGUUUGGUAAGCUUAGUUUCCUUUAUUCCGUUUACUUUGUUUGCCCUCCUUUGAUUAGAUGCUUUAACUUAUGUUCAUUUUUCUCUCUUACAUUGGUUUCAACCUUUUUGAGAGUUUGAAAUGAUGCAUGAGUUCAUUAUUAUUGAAGCUUUUAAGUCUAAUUGCAGGUAUUUUAUGCUUUUUUUUUUUACCCCUGCCUUUUUAAACCAUGAAUUACUGGAAGAUUCUUAACUUCAAGUCGAAUUGAGAUCAAAGGAAACAAAACUUUUCAUUGGUUUAAUAGAAAGAGACUAAAAAACUCGAAAAUUACAAACUCUACAAAAG